This is a messenger RNA of Rhagoletis zephyria (snowberry fruit fly), 1455 nucleotides long. RefSeq lists its product as uncharacterized. The record is from RefSeq and is a predicted model, not a curated record. NCBI's taxonomy places the organism in Eukaryota, Metazoa, Arthropoda, Insecta, Diptera, Tephritidae.
AUGGUGAAAGUUAGAGGAAUCGGAACAGAAGUGCAGUGUCGGGCAAUUCUCGAUUCAGGCUCACAAGUUAUAUUUGUGACUGAACGAUUGGUUAAACGUCUUGGCAUCUCAACUAAAACAUCAUCAAUCUCCAUUAGUGGCAUCGGGUCAAGGAGCACUAAGAUACAGCAUCGAAUCAAUGUGGUGCUACAGUCUCGGAUCAACAACUUUACAACGCGGUUAGAGGCAGCGGUAUUGCCUCAGAUUAUAUCCCCGCAGCCGUCGCAAGAAAUCAAGAUCGACGAAUGGCAAAUUCCUGAGAACAUCAUGUUAGCCGAUCCAUCAUUCAAUCGUCCUGACAAAAUUGAUAUAUUGUUGGGGGCGGAAUUCUACAACCAACUGAUGGCAGCAGGGCAAAUCAAACUGUCAGAUGACCUACCCAUUCUGCAAAAUACAGUGCUGGGAUGGAUCAUCGCGAGAAAAGUUGGUGGCAACUACAUCUCAAAUGCAAUAUGUGGAAUCUGUACCAACGAUGACAUCAACUUAGAUGCAGCAAUUUUUCGAUUAUGGGAACUUGAGGACGUUGCAACUGUAAGAAAACAACAUUCCGUAGCAGAAAAACAGUGCGAAGCUCAUUUCGCACAACAUACACUCAUCAAUGAAAAUGGGAGAUUCAUGGUAAGGCUACCAUUUCAUGAAAAUCCGGAGGCCUUAGGGGAAUCCUAUGGGAUGGCGUAUAAUCGAUUCCUGGCCUUAGAACGUCGACUGGCAAAAUCGCUCCAGACAAAAAAUCAAUAUGUACAAUUUAUGGAGGAAUAUGAGAAUUUGGGGCACAUGACGCAAGUGGAUAUUGAUUCCAUCAGUAAACCUAGGUACUUCAUUCCUCACCAUUGCAUUGUGAGACCCGAAAGCCGCACUACAAAAUUAUGUGUGGUGUUCGACGCAUCAGCAAAAUCGUCCACUGGCAUGUCUUUGCACGACCUCAUGUAUACCGGACCCACUGUUCAGAGCGAGCUUUUAACCAUUUUACUUCGCCUCCGUUUGCCCAGGUUCGUCUUCACCACAGAUGUAGAAAAAAUGUAUCGACAGAUGCUCAUUCAACCGGACGAACGCAAAUUCCAACUUAUCAUCUGGCGAAAGGAUUCAAGCCUACCAAUAAAGCAUUAUCAGCUAAAUACAAUCACAUAUGGGACAAGAUCUGCUCCAUAUUUAGCCACCAAAUGUUUGCAGAAAAUUGCAAAAGAAAAUGCAUUACAAUAUCCUCUUGGUGCUCAGUUUCUACAGGACAAUUUUUAUGUAGAUGACGGAAUUGGUGGGUCAGACAGCUUAACCACGACGAUGGAAAUCCAACAGCAACUGAUACACAUCUUAAAACAACGUGGUCUUAAACUAAGAAAAUGGUGCGCCAAUCACUCACAAUUACUGCAAAAUGUUAGAAUGGAGGAACAAGAAGUUGGGGUUAACAUGGAUGCCUAA